Messenger RNA from Aspergillus luchuensis, 600 nucleotides. RefSeq lists its product as uncharacterized. The coding region runs from base 1 to 600 and encodes 199 amino acids. The transcript is spliced from 2 exons. The record is from RefSeq and is a predicted model, not a curated record. NCBI's taxonomy places the organism in Eukaryota, Fungi, Ascomycota, Eurotiomycetes, Eurotiales, Aspergillaceae. Gene Ontology annotation, molecular function: heme binding; iron ion binding; oxidoreductase activity, acting on paired donors, with incorporation or reduction of molecular oxygen.
AUGAACAUUCUCCUUGCCGGCCGUGAUACCACCGCAUCACUACUGAGCAAUUUGUUCUUUAUGCUUGCGCGGCGCCCGAAAAUCUGGAAGAAGCUGCGUGAGGAGGUCGCGACUCUCAACGGUCGCGCACCCACAUACCAGCAGCUUCGGAAUUUGACAUACCUUAAAUACUGUCUGAAUGAGUCGCUUCGUUUUCACCCAGUCGUCCCAGUAAAUUCUCGUAAAGCACUGAGUAAUACUGUGCUGCCAGUCGGUGGCGGUCCCAACGGGAAAUCCCCCGUUUUCGUGCGCAAGGGUACUAUCGUGUUCUACAGCGUGUGGGCAAUGCAUCGUCGCCAAGAUCUAUAUGGACCUGACGCAAAUGAGUUUCGUCCGGAGCGCUGGGCAGAUCUGCGCCCAGGAUGGGAAUACUUGCCGUUUAACGGUGGUCCUCGGAUCUGCAUCGGCCAACAAUAUGCCUUGACCGAAGCCGCAUAUGUUACUGUCCGUCUGGCACAGCAGUUCUCAACUCUGGAGACCAGGGAUCCUGGUCCGUGGGAGGAAGCACUCACCUUGACUCUGUGCUCUCGGAAUGGCACUAAGGUCUGUCUAAGACAUUGA